UUAUCAUCGAGGUCGGUCGUAAGGCCGGUCGCAUCGUAAGACAGAUAUUUAAGAUUUUUUCUGCGACUACGGCUGAACCGUUUUAUGAACACGGGCGUACGUCUUCGGUCGCAGCUAAGACUGUUUUCCGUCGUACGACCUAAAAAACAGUGAUGCAGUCUGAAAUGUAAACAUCCGGGUCACGUGACUUAUGUCAAAAAUCGUCUGUAUCUAAUGACAAGAUGUCCGCUACAAAAGUAAAAACAAGCAGAAAGAGUAACUGGCAAGUAAAUGAAGUCAGCGUCCUUGUCGACGGAUGCACAGACAAUGUGUCUACCAUUUAUGGUAGGCACGGAGACACAAGUGAAAAGGAAAAGGGGCAGUUCUGGAGGGAUAUUUGUGAAAGAAUUAACAGUAUUGGAGGGUCAGACAGGUCGGUAGAGGAGGUGAUGAAAAAAUGGAAGGAUUUGAAGAGUCAGACAAAGAAGAAGGAGCAGAUCAGGAGGAAGGAAAUGGGGAAGACAGGUGGAGGUGGGGCAGUGAAUUCAUUGAGAGAUUGGGAAGAGAAGAUAAUAUCAGUAAUACCUUCUGCCGUAAUAGAUGGACUCAAUGAUGGACAGGACAUUUUCAAAAAGAAUGCUGAAGGUGUCAAGGAAACACGUGUGCAACCAAGUACGAGUGAGACCGUUGUGCAGGUGGAGGGGGAGGAGACAGUGGUAAUCCACCCAAGUACUAUUCAUGUACAGGUUGAAAGCAGAAAAGAAGUUGUAGAUGAAGUGAGAGACAGCAAGAAGAGGAAAAGGUAUUUUUACUUUUUAACAAACUAUCAGUGACUUCGAGUGGUUUAUCGUCUAAUUUACCACAGUUAACUAAUGAAGCAUCUGAACUCUAAACCUUGGUAAAUGAGAGGAUAAAUCACAAGAAGGCCUUGAUUAUUUUCAUUCUGACAUGCUCAUUGACAUACCUUAAUAAAUAUUAUGCUGGACUUUAUUUUACUGCGGAGAAAUGUAAUAUAGACGUCAUGUGGCAAUUUGACAUCAUAAUUGAUGUCAUAAUGUUCUCUUACGGGUCUGUGCAUAUGGACCUUGUAUGUAAAAUAGAUAAAACUAGAGUUGUCACAGGAGUGACGAAUUAUACUCCCACAAUAUGACAUUGUCACAGAACUAAGCGGUUUUUAGGCCGAACUUGCUUGACCUUUGACCUACUGACCACAAAAUCAUUAGAGGUCAUCUGCUAUUUAUGAUCAACCUCCCUAUAAAGUUUCAUGAUCCUCCGCCCAAGCGUUCUCAAGUUAUUGUCCAUAACAGGUUUAA
This is a messenger RNA of Mercenaria mercenaria, 1292 nucleotides long. RefSeq lists its product as uncharacterized. The record is from RefSeq and is a predicted model, not a curated record. NCBI's taxonomy places the organism in Eukaryota, Metazoa, Mollusca, Bivalvia, Venerida, Veneridae. The transcript has 6 exons. Bases 222 to 812 code for a protein of 196 amino acids. Gene Ontology annotation, cellular component: nucleus.